Molecule: messenger RNA, 2059 nt
Organism: Nerophis ophidion (straightnose pipefish)
Lineage: Eukaryota; Metazoa; Chordata; Actinopteri; Syngnathiformes; Syngnathidae
Gene: rab10
Product: RAB10, member RAS oncogene family
Exons: 6
Coding region: 583-1188 (201 amino acids)
Biological process (GO): cellular response to insulin stimulus
Cellular component (GO): Golgi apparatus; insulin-responsive compartment; recycling endosome
Molecular function (GO): GTPase activity; GTP binding
Source: RefSeq, a predicted model, not a curated record
GAAGGGUGUCGCCGUGCUGACUCGGAUUCGAGAGACGACGGCGGUCGUCUUGCCUUUCGGUUCUAAUCUCUCCGGGGGGAAAGCCCACUAACUUUGUACAUAUACCGAAUUUUUUUCGCCUUCAGUUAGUUUUUUUCGGUUGCGCUUUGGGCUGGGGCACUGGAAUGACGGGGUGUGCCAAGAAUUUGAAUUAGCUCGCUGUUAGUAUGAAGAAAGAGUGAGUCGGGUGUAGAGAGAGAGAGAGACAGGAGCCAUUUUGUCCCGACUGUGUGGGAAAAGAAAGAGUGGAAAAGAGGACUCACCCGGGAGGAUCUUCCAUUGCAGCUUCCUUUUUUUUCGCGUUUUGAAUACAAAAAAAAAACAGUCAGGCUUUUGGAAAUUUAACUUCUCUGGCGCGGUAUUUUUGUGUUGGUAUUUUAGCCCACUAGCUUUGCCGACGCUAAUCAACAAAACCCGGGUUGUAAACUGUCAAAAUCGGGGCAGUUGGUCAGGUUGGCUCGGGAGCUGGCUUCAGACUUCACAUCGGCGUGUUAGGAGAUUGUAUUUUUCUACCUAGUUGACCACACACACUCGCUCUUUUCAAUGGCUAAGAAGACGUACGACUUGCUAUUCAAGCUGCUUCUGAUCGGGGACUCGGGCGUGGGGAAGACCUGUGUGCUGUUCCGCUUCUCUGACGACGCCUUCAACACAACUUUCAUUUCCACCAUAGGAAUAGACUUCAAGAUCAAAACUGUUGAACUACAAGGAAAGAAGAUAAAACUACAGAUCUGGGACACAGCGGGCCAGGAACGGUUCCACACCAUCACCACCUCCUACUACAGAGGCGCCAUGGGCAUCAUGCUGGUCUACGACAUCACCAACGCCAAAAGCUUUGAAAACAUCAGCAAGUGGCUGCGCAACAUUGAUGAACAUGCGAACGAGGAUGUUGAGAGAAUGCUACUAGGCAACAAGUGUGACAUGGAAGACAAGAGGGUUGUACCAAAAGCCAAGGGAGAGCAGAUUGCGAGAGAGCACGGCAUUAGGUUUUUUGAGACGAGCGCCAAAGCUAACAUCAACAUCGAGAAGGCUUUCCUCACGUUAGCAGAAGACAUCCUCAAAAAGACGCCUGUAAAAGAGCCCAACAGUGAAAAUGUGGACAUCAGCGGCGGGGGCGGAGUCACAGGCUGGAAGAGCAAGUGCUGCAGUUGAACGACUGGCAGCGACACACACAUACAGAGAAAAACACACGUGCACGCACAAACAUCUCCCCUCUCUAACUGUCUAACUGUCACCUUCUAACCGUCUCAUGACUCGUUGCACACUGACACUCUUUCUUCAUCACAAUAAAACCCCUUCAUCUUAACCCCGCCCCCCCAUCUUCUUCCACUUUCCCUCAGCAGCAGUUUUAUUUUGAAGGGAAACACUCGUGUUUCCUGUCAUUUUUCUUUUAAGGGUUAUUAAAAAACAACAAAAAAAAAAAAGAUGACAAGCUCAUAUGUUGAAUAUUUCCCUCCUGUCCUAGUGGAGCCCCUUCACCUCCCCCACCCCCACAGCAUCCAUGAAGUCAAACUCCAGUCAAAAAGAAAAACAAAGAAAAAGUGCUUUUGUACACUUAGGGAGGUUUGUGUUGUCUCAAUGAUUGCAAUUUGUUACCAAGUGACAGCGCCGCGCUUUUAGCUCCUUUUGUAUUUCGGGGUUUAUUUUGUCCUGUGCCUUAUAUGGAAGACAGGGGCGGGGGCUGUGGAGUGGGCGGAGCCACAUCCACCCAAUGAAAUUACACUUUAACGGAAAUCUUUGUCAGUUUGCGCUGGAGUGCGGAGCCAAACCCACGCAGAAGCGUUUGAAUUUCUCCUCCAGCCAAGAGAACGGCAAUGACAUGUCCUGUUGGUUCUAUUUUAUUUCUACUUUCACUUUUCUUUUCUUUUUCUGUUUUUUCCUGCAUGCAGAUUUCUUUGGGUUGGCGACAGUUCUGUAACAUGUGAGGUAUGCCACUGGGUAACUUUGGGCGGGAGGUUCACAAGUUCUCUUUGGAAAUUCAAACAAUUUUGCAGAUCCAUUAAAAUAAGCUUGUUUAAGUCAA